ACCCCUCAAUCAACCACCGCCUCCAUCUACUACUCAUCCAAUCCAAUCCUAUCCCAUCUCCUCUUAAAUACAUAGCAAACAGGCACAAAACCACACAUUUUUAAAUUCAUCAGCUAGUGAAUUAAGCUCGAAUUAAUCCUAUCCUAGCUAGCUUUCUUCCUAUCUCUACGUAGUAGCAAGCAUAAAUGCAAUUCAUGAAGCCGCUCCUCCUCGCCGUUGCCGUCGUCGUCGUCGCUGCGGCGGCGGUAGACGCCGGCGUCGGCGGCAGCGGCGUUGGCGUGUUCAAGGCUGCGGAAGUGCAAACGCUAACGCUGCCGCUGCGGCGGGUGGCCGACGUGGAGGACGUGGUGAGCUUCGUCGAGGAGGAGGAGCAGGCGGCGGCGUACCCGCGGAGGAGGGUGCUCUACGACGCCCGGUACGCCAGCUACAACGGGCUCGCGGAGAACAAGGCGGCGUGCUACGGCUCCUGCCCCGGCAGGGGCCAGCCGUACAGCGGCCGCGGCUGCCAGAGCAUCUACCAGUGCAACGGCGGCUGAAGCUAGGUUCCUGCUGCAUCUGCAUGUGCAUCCAUGGCGCCGCGGCCGGGGAAGAAGAUGCGGCGAGCGAUCGAAGAGAUAUGUGUGUUCAUCUACUAACUGUUUGUUGUUCAAGUGAUACUUAAUUGUGAAUCUGUAUAAUUGAUGACUUUGUGUUAACCGUCGUUUAAAUGUAUUCCCUCGGUUCCACGUUAUAAGAUUUUCUGGCCCUAUCUAGAUUCUUAUAUGUGCUAAUAAAUCUAGACACAUGUACAAACUAUAUACAUUAAUGAAUAUAGAUAAAUUCAAAAGUCUUACAAUAUAGAACGGAGAGAGUAUAAUGUAGGUGUUUGUAUCGAAUUUAUGCCCAUAUAUAGUUUGAUAGCUAGUUUGAGCGUGAGAUACAAUGUAUAUCCUGGAUACAUGAUUCAUUGUACGUUUGUUCGAUGAAUUAUUGGGAAGAAAUUUAUUAACCAAUGAAUAAAACGAAG
Messenger RNA from Oryza brachyantha (malo sina), 1006 nucleotides. RefSeq lists its product as uncharacterized. Bases 186 to 536 code for a protein of 116 amino acids. The record is from RefSeq and is a predicted model, not a curated record. The transcript has a single exon. Lineage: Eukaryota; Viridiplantae; Streptophyta; Magnoliopsida; Poales; Poaceae.